CUAGUUAGGGAAAACAGAUCCUAAGUUCCUAAACCCAACUACUGAAAUCAAAGUUUUCCAUGGAUUCAGGACCUGGCGUCAAAGCCAUGCAAAUAAUCUGGCCAAAACUCACCGGGCCUAGCGCCAGGGGGGCAGGUCCACAGUGAUUUUCUUACUCUGAAGCCUAAUUUCAACAAAAUCGUCGGCCCAACUAAUCACCGAUUGCCUCUGCUGACUUCCGCCUCUAAUCAACGCAGCACCUACAGACUACAGUCACAGAGAUGACGGACACCGUUGCGCUCCACCGACCGGCCACCGCUCCACCGACCGGUCACAGAUGAUACCGGCGACCGCGCCCGGUCCCCCUACCUCUUUUUCCGUCCGCCGUACUACGCAAUACUCAGCCUGGUGCUGCAGUCAUGGGCUGCUUUAGGUGCUGUCCAUGGAAAAAACAAAAAUAAAAAUGAAUCACUGCUUUCAUUAAGCCACCAGGAGCCUUGGCUAGUAUAGUUGGGAAGUAAUGAUCGUAACAGAAAAGGGUUUUGUUGAAAUUGUGAAUGUACAGGCAUAGCCAUUUAAUCAAGCUUGGACUUAACACUAAUGCUCUAUGGGCCACGAGACUCAUUAGUGGCUAUUUGUCCUCAGGGUUUGCCAACUCCUUGAGUCACGCACACCAACUGUUUGAUGAAGUACCUUUUAAAGACCCACCAUUAUGGACCUCUCUCAUAGCUGCUUAUGCUCGUCACAAUCAACCUGACAAUGCUCUCCAUCUCUUCUCCCUCAUGCUCCAUCAAACCAAACCAGAUUUAGAUGCUCGACCUAACCACUUUGUCAUCACUGCUGCUGCCCGUGCCAUUGCAUCUGCUCCACAACACCUCUCAUUUGGACAAUGUCUUCAUGCUUUUAUAGUGAAAUCCGGAAAUUUGCUUGGAAAAGUUGUUGUUGAAACUGCUUUUCUUGAUAUGUAUUCUAAGUGUGGGGCUGUACACUUUGCAUGGCAGUUGUUUGGGGAGAUGCCUUACAGAAACCUGGUGACUUGGAAUGCUAUGUUGUCUGCGCACAUGCAAAAUUCAAUGGAGACUCUUGGGUCAAAGUUGUUUUAUCAGAUGAAGUGUGGGGAAUGCUAUGCACCAGAUGAGUACAGUAUUUCAAUUGUGCUGUCUUGUAGUGCACACAACCAAGAUCUUGUUUUGGGUAUGCAAGUUCAUGGAUACGCUGUUGUAGGAGGAUUUGAAGAAAAUUGUGCUAAUUCCAUUGCCAAUAUGUAUUUUUCAUGUGGUAGAAUUCUUUGUGCCAGUAAACUUGUGGAUUUUUUCCAUAAUGACACUGUUUCAAAGCUUUUAAGCAUAAGGGGUUAUGUUUUAAACUGCAGCUAUAUUGCUGCAUUUAGAUACGUAUGCUCUCUGGACAAUGUAGUUGAAAUUGUGAACACUGAUUAUACAAUUUUUGUGCCUCUAUUAACUACGUGUACAAAGUUAUCGCUAGUCAGAGUUGGGAAGCAAGUCCACGGCCUCUUUAUUGUUCUUGUAAAUUCAUAUAAGAUUCUCAAGUCAUUAGAGGAGAAUGGGACGAUAAUUGGUUGCACGUUAAUUGACAUGUAUUGCAAGUGCGGUGAUGUUGCGGAUGGCAGGAAAGUUUUUGAAACAUGGCCGUGGGAACAACACAUUUCACUCUGGAAUACAUUAAUCUCUGGUUACAUACACAAUGGCCUUGUUGAGGCUGCUAGUGUGCUGUUUGAGGUUAUGCCUGAGAAAGAUGUUGUUUCAUGGACUAGCAUGAUCACAGGGUUUGUAAAGAAUGACAUGCCCCAAGAAGGACUGAACUUACUGGCUAAAAUGUAUUGCUCUGAAGAAGGAUAUGGAGUUAUUGGGAACAGCUUGACUUUUGUAGUAAGCAUGGAAGCAUGCACCCGUUUGACAGAUUUGGAAAAGGGGAAGCAGAUCCAUGCAAAAAUCAUCCGUAGUUUGCCCGAUUUUGAUGCUAGAAGUGAUUUGGUGGUUGGAACAGCUUUAUUAGAAAUGUAUUCACGGUCGGGUAAUUUGCACCAUGCUCUUAGAGUUUUUGACUCAAUGGAACUCAAAAACAUUGUCGCAUGGACGUCUAUACUCACAGGUUUUGCAGCUCAUGGAUAUGGUUUCCAAGCCCUUGAUAUCUUCCAGAAAAUGCUCGAUAAUGGCAUCAAACCUAAUGCUGUGACAUUUGUCGCAAUAUUAACUGCUUGCUGUCAUUGUGGUAUGGUGGAUGAGGGACUGCAAUACUUCAAGGAGAUGAAGAAGUAUGGAUUGACACCAGAGGAAGAUCAUUAUACAUGCUUAAUUGAUAUGUUGGGGAGAAAUGGAAGGCUUGAAGAGGCAUGGCUUUUGUUAAAUGGAAUUGAGCUGCAGGACAAUUGGCCUUUUCCUGAUGCCAUUUGGGCUGCACUACUUGGGGCUUGUCAAUUGUACGGGAACGUAGGAAUUGGAAAAGAAGUAGCACAGAAGUUAUUGGAAAAUGAUGAAAAGCAUAUUUCAAGGACUUGUAUUGCAUUAUCAAAUGUCUAUGCAACAGCAGGAAUGUGGAAAGAAGCAUAUGGAACAAGAGAGUUAUGGGGCAAAGAAGGAAAUGACCAUAGAGAGAUCGGAAUUAGCCGCCUCAGCAUUCCUCCUUCACCAGGCUUUUAGCUAACUCAAACAACUUUCUAAAAGCGUUAUCAACUGAUUGUUCAACCUGCACCAAGUGAUCGGGUUCUUAAGUGUUUAUAAAUUUUACAUCCAGGGCUGGACGGGUCCAAACUAUUCAAUCUCGACUGCAUGUGAAAUGGGUAACUUAUGCAUUGUUAAUGCUGGGAACCACAUCAUCAAAGGUGACACUGGUGUGAAUGUGUGAUGCUUUGUGGUGGAUCUGAUUCAGUAAUUACACCUACUGGCCUGUAGGGAAGGCCCUACCUGGGAAGGCCCUACCUAAACCUGGGGAUUGCCGGGAUAAUGUUAAAUAUAGAAAUGAUUAAAUGUGCAUGUCAUCUUGACCCAAGCUGGUGAUCUCAAGGAGCUCCUAGCCCUUCUUCGUGGUUUUGAUCAGAACCUGAAGUUGCGGAUAAACUCUACAAAAUCUAUGAAUGGUCAUCUUCUGGGAGGAGCUGGUGCUGUAGAGGCUGUCGAACUGUUCAGGUUCCUAUAUAAUUGCAGUUACUGUAAUAAUUCUUUAAAUGUUCCUAUAUAAUUUCUGUUACUGCAGUGGAAAUACGGAGCAAUUCUUAUUUCCACUAUGUACCUUUCUGCACUAUCGUCCAUAUUCUAUAUGGUUUCUUGUAAAUUUGUCUUGUGAUGCAAUGAGAAAACAUUCUUGCCUGUUUUGCACAAUACAUUUUUCACCUGGCUACUUAGCACUUACAAGGUUCUAAACUCCUAGGAGUGCAAGGAUCUACUACACUCUUAAGAGUGCAAGGUUCUACUACACUCCUAAUAGUGCAAUUAAAAGCGUCUUGCAACAAAACAGGAUACAACAGUUCCUUGUAGGCUCUGAAAAGGAGCAACUGGAUAUUAAGGUUCACACUGAUAAAUUGGUCUCAAAUUAUGAGUAAUUGCAUGUACUAUACUUGCCUUUCAAGAGGAAUGUAAAAUGUACCUAAUGCUUCAUCUAUUGAACAUUUUGUGUAAAAGUUGCUUCUCUUUGGCUCAAGUUCUUCCUCACUUUUUAGCCGUUUAGGAUGUCAAAAAAUUGGGGACAUAGCUUGUUAGAGUUGCUCCGAGCCACUUUUGUAAAAAUUACUUAAAGCGGGGCUUUCAGAUGAAUACUUUCAUAUGUGGGAAAUAGGCGUUGUAAAUUGAUUUUGUGCUCUGAAUUUACAAGCUUGAAUAUAGAAAGGCAGCUAUCUAAUUCAAACUGAAGGUUUCACUCA
Messenger RNA from Cuscuta epithymum, 3856 nucleotides. The record is from the annotation of a GenBank genome assembly. Lineage: Eukaryota; Viridiplantae; Streptophyta; Magnoliopsida; Solanales; Convolvulaceae.